This is a messenger RNA of Ricinus communis (castor bean), 3497 nucleotides long. RefSeq names its product COP1-interacting protein 7. The transcript has 9 exons. Lineage: Eukaryota; Viridiplantae; Streptophyta; Magnoliopsida; Malpighiales; Euphorbiaceae. The record is from RefSeq and is a predicted model, not a curated record. Bases 364 to 3123 code for a protein of 919 amino acids.
GGCUAGCUUGAUCUGCAUUCUUAUUCUGUGGACCUCUUCUCAUAUAUGUCCAAAGUCAGCCAAAGAUCACUUAAUGCAUGUGCAAAGCUUCAUCUUCCUCAUCAUCUCCUGCUGUCUUCUCUCUCACUCAUAUUCUGGCAUUUUCAUGUCCAGUUCAGCUUCAGCUAAUUGGACACAUUACUUUACUCAUUAUUAUUAUUAUUAUUAUUAUUAUUAUUUCACUUGCUCAGUUUCAUUUCAUUUCAUAUAAUACCAAGAUUGCACUUCAAGAAAGAAUCCUCCUUUUUUCACUCUCUAUAUUCAAGAUUAUGAAUUUUUGACACACCCAGAGACACUCUCUCUCUUUUUUCUUUGUUUCUUUCAAUGGGUACAUCAACCCUACUCGACUAUGCUCUGUUUCAACUCACCCCAACUCGAACCAGAUGCGAUCUUGUUCUAUUCUAUGGAGGAAAGACUGAGAAAUUGGCUUCUGGGCUAUUUGAACCUUUUGUUUCACAUCUUGAAUUUGCUAAAGAUCAGAUUUCUAAAGGUGGCUAUUCCAUCAAACUCUGCCCACCCACUACUUAUGCUCCUUGGUUCACCAAAGCUACUUUUGAGAGAUUUGUGCGCUUUGUCAGCACACCAGCAGUACUUGAGAGAUUUGUCAAUCUAGAAAAGGAAAUAUUUCAUAUUGAGAGUUCAAAUGAAUUGUCAAAUACUAAUGUGACUGCACAGAGGGAGGAAGGUACAAAUCUUUAUAAGCAAGGAAGCCGAUUAGGUUCCAAUUCUAAUAUGAGGAGGUUGAGCAAUUCCUCUAAGGUAAAAGGGGAAGUUGCCAUAAGCGGUGAUGCUGCACCAGAAGGAAAUUCCAAGAUUCAACUUCAACGGCUUCUUGAAACUCGGAAAACAUUGCUUCGCAAAGAGCAAGCUAUGGCUUAUGCCAGAGGCCUUGUCGCUGGAUUUGAAAUUGAUAAUAUAGAUGAUCUUAUUUCCUUUGCCGACGCAUUUGGAGCUUCACGGUUAAGAGAAGCAUGCACUAACUUUAAGGAAUUGUGUAAAAAAAAGCAAGGGGAUGGUCUUUGGAUGGAGGAAUUAGCAGCAAUGGAGGCAUGUCCACCAUCAGAAUUGUCAUUUUUGGGAACAUCAGGAAUAGUACUUAACAAUGAUGGUGAUCUUGUGUCAAAUGGAACCUUAGAUGCAUCAAGAUCUGAUUCAACUACAAGUUAUGCAAGUUCUGACAGCAAAAAGGAUGAUCACUCAGCAAUGCCAGAUCAGAUGCUGUCAAAUAAUACCAAAGUGAAAGUGGCAAUGCCAUGGCCAAACCAGAUGCCUCAUUAUAUGUACAAUUUCCAGAACCCUAUUCAACAACUUCCUCCAUAUCAAGGAUAUCCAUUCCCUAUUCCUCCUCACUAUGCGACAAAUAUGCAGUGGCCUCCAAGUUUGAAAGAAUCUGGUCCAACAAAAAAGGAGAAAUCUCUGAACAAUAAGGGAUUUGAACAUUCGGGAGAAGAUGAAAAAACUGAGUCCGACGACUCUGAGGCAGAUAGUGACUCGGAAUUGUACAUGCGGCAAAACAAGGGGCAUUCUUCUAAGGAUUCACACAGGAAAAAGCAUAGGAAGAAGUCCUCUAAAACAGUUGUUAUCCGAAAUAUUAACUAUAUUACCUCUAAGAGAAGAAAUGGAGAAAAAGCUGGUGCCUCUGAUGAAUCUUCUGAUGAGGAGGAUUUCAUUGAUGAAGAUUCUCUUAGACAGCAGGUAGAUGAUGCAGUUGGAUUAUUGGAGAAAUCGCACAAGUCAAACUUGAGUAAUCAUAAGAAAAGAGGUUCACAUAAAAGCAACGGUAUUAGCAAUGGGUCAAAUGAUGUCACUGCCCAAGAUGAUCCAGUAGAGGGAGGAAAGAAAAGCGAGAACUGGGAUGUUCUCCAGAACCUUCUGAUGAGAGAUGAAGAGUCAAAUGUUAAUGAAGUAGAAAGGUCGCAUCCAAUAGAUGCACAGGAUCAGCAUUAUACUGUUAGAGACUCGGGAGAUGGAACUGCAUUGACAAACAUUGCUGCUCUGGACUUGGAAUCAGAGAAAGUACCAAAGCAACAAAUGGCUAGUGAUUCUUUUGUUGUGACUGAGAGGAAUGGAGGAUUUGAGGAAAGAAAUAGGCUGGAAGAUAUUGAAAAUGCAGAGAAUCUUAGAUCUUCUCUGAAGAGAAGGGAUUACACAGAUGGGGAUUUGGUAAUUCCACAAAGAAUGGAAGAUACUGGAAGCGGGCUCAGGGGUAUCCUAGCAACUGAGUCAUCCAUAAUCAAGCCUGGAAGAGGAGAAGAUUGGUUUGUCAUCAACCACUCAGGGCAACCAGAAAACCAGAAUUCAACCAAUGAGGACCUAAUCUUUAAUGGUGAUAGUUUAAAUGUCGAGAAAAGUAGAAAAGAUGUAGUUGUUGAUGAUUCUUUCAUGGUACAUGCUGGACCAGCAGUUGAUAAUCUGUACGAAUCCCAGUGGAGAACUGACAUAAGCAUGGAUGCAGAUCUAACUUUACCUUCCAAGCCAGAAAAUGGCACUGUAAAAGACAGCUAUGAAGCACUGGGCUCCCAUGAACCAGAUGACCUUUGUGUGGUGCUUGAAAGGGAUUCUGGAUUUGAAUCUGCUAGGGAAUCCUGGACUACAGACCAUGGAAUUGACAUAUUAUUCAUGGAAACUGAUAGAAGGAGCUCAAAUGGUGAAAUUAGUAAUGGUGCCGAUAAGAAGCUUACUCCAAAUUGUGACAGCACUAUUGCCAAGAAAGAGGAAACUAAAGGAAGAAGGGUUCCAGGCAAAGAAGCCAGGCCCAAGGUCUUGCCUGGAUUCCCUCGGAACAACAAGAUUGACGCAGUGUCUAAGAGUAGGAAGCCAUCCCUAGCAAAUAGGCCCUUAGUUCAGAAGAGCAAGCUGGAGAAGGAAGAAGAGAUGCGGAAGAAGAUGGAAGAAUUAUCGAUCCAGCGCCAGAAAAGAAUUGCAGAAAGAACUGCAGCUGGUGGUUUUGCUCCUGCAGCAACCAAGAAAACCCCAUUAGAGAGUAAAGAAGUCAAAGGCUCCACUAAGUUUGACAAGAAUAAAACUCAUUCCAAUACACAACAGACAAACAAGGUAAGUUCCACUAAAAUCAGGGCAGCUUAAGAAAGACUAAAGCUAAAUGGAAUUUUGGAUGCGUAGAUCCUCAGUUCAUGAUGUUUUUCACUUUGUUCUUUUGCCAUUUGAGGCAGAUGGGGAAAGAUUAUGCCUUAUUUAUCCAUUUACAUUAUAUUGAGACUUAAUUCCCUAUGAUUGCUCAUAUAGUGUCACAAAUCUAUAUGACAAGUUCAUAAUGUAUAGUUUUCAGCUCCUCAUUCUUUUGUAUGUAAUAUUGGGGGCAGAUAGAAUAUAUUCAGAAGAGACGUCAGGAAAAUAAAAGAAACCUUCACUUUAGCUUCUGUUUUUGGCUGGAAUGUAACUCUAAACCUUGUAGUAAAAGUUCAUUACUGUUGUAUACAUUUCAUGAUUGUUUGAAUUGA